Candida tropicalis MYA-3404 is the source of this 645-nucleotide messenger RNA. RefSeq lists its product as uncharacterized. The record is from RefSeq and is a predicted model, not a curated record. Gene Ontology annotation, biological process: cell wall organization; carbohydrate metabolic process. Gene Ontology annotation, cellular component: extracellular region; fungal-type cell wall; cell surface. Bases 1 to 645 code for a protein of 214 amino acids. Lineage: Eukaryota; Fungi; Ascomycota; Pichiomycetes; Serinales; Debaryomycetaceae. Gene Ontology annotation, molecular function: glucan endo-1,3-beta-D-glucosidase activity; 1,3-beta-glucanosyltransferase activity. The transcript has a single exon.
AUGGCAGCCAUGGGCUCUAAUCAAAAGAUAUAUCUUGGUGUAUGGAAUAUUGCUUCUCCAGAUGGUGAAUUACAAGAUAUUGUUAAUGCUGUGAAAUCAAAUUCAAGAGGUUGGGAUGCUGUUCAUACUAUUGCCAUCGGCAAUGAAAGAGUUAAUGCUGGUGAAGCUACAGUUGCUCAAGUUCAAGCUGCUGUUGAUACAUCAAGAGAAUAUUUGAACUCAAAUGGAUAUACUGGUCCUAUUGUAACGGUUGACACUUUGGUAGCUUAUGUUGCCAAUCCUCAAUUAUGUGAGAUGUCUGAUUAUCUUGCUGUUAAUUGUCAUCCAUACUGGGAUGGUGGUGUUUCACCUGGUGAUUCAGGUCCUUGGUUACAACAACAAAUUUCACAUUUACAAAGUGUUUGUGGCACUUCAAAAGAGGUUUUGAUUACAGAAAGUGGAUGGCCAACUCAAGGUCAGGCAUAUGGAAGUUGUGUUCCUUCAGUGGAAAAUCAAGUCGAAGCAGUUUCUUCUAUUGUUUCUUCCUUAGCUGAUAAGGUGAUCAUGUUUACUAUGUAUAAUGAUUAUUGGAAAUUCAGCAUUGGAGGUGCUGGUCCUUAUGGUGUUGAAUACUAUUGGGGAUUAUAUGGUAACUCUCCAGAAUAA